CCAGGACGGGUGGCCGCGGACCACCGCCCCGCGGACCCUCGCUCGCGCUCCUGCCGGCCCGGCGUCGGGUCUGAGCGGGAAACGGGCGCGGUCUCCGGUGGCCUCGCGCUGGCUGCAGCGACCUCCUGUCGUGAAGGUCCUUGACCGAGGCUCCCCGGCUGGAGCCGCGUCUGGCACGGGUGUCCCUGGAGGAAACCGGAGGAGCGGGGGUGCUGCCCGGGGUGGGGCGCGCUCUGGGCUCUGCGGAGGCGGGGGCGCGCCUGGCCGACCCCGCCCGCCCCCCGCGGUUCUCUCCUUCCGAGGACGCAGCUCGGGGCUUCUCUUCAAGGAGGCCCUUCUGGCCGGGAGCCCCGCUGGGCGUGCCCAGACGGAGCAGCGCGGUCCGCGCACAGUAAACCCGACGACUGGCCGGUCGCUCGGAUGUAAAGCUGGGAACUCCCGGCCGGGCGCCGUCUCCCCCGUGACCCUCCGCCGCUGCGUCUGGUUUCCCUAAGUACCCGCGUCCUGCGGCUCGUCUUCGGUGCUCUGGACGCACCCGGCUGGGACCGUGGCCCUGGCCGGGGGUGGAGGCCCAGUUCCGGGGAGGACGGCCAGAGCGGAGAGGACGGCUCGUAGGCUGGCCGCCGUGUCUCUGGGCCUCGGGCCGGGAGAGUGGGCACCUGCCACUGCAGUGUCCGGGCGGCCCCACCGGCCAUGUGGCGCCCCGGGCAGGUGCUGCGGAGGCGUGCUGUGGAGGGAGCCGUGAAGCGGGUCCCUGCAGACGCGUCCACACUGGCGGAUGAUUUCUCCCUACACCGAGUCUUACAGCAACUGAAGCAGCAGCGGGACAAGCUGAAGCAGUACCAGAAGAGAAUCACCCAGCAGCUGGAGCGCGAGCGCGAGAUCGCCAGGCAGCUCCUGCGGGACGGGAAGAAGGAACGGGCCAAGCUGCUGCUCAAGAAGAAGCGGUACCGGGAGCAGCUUCUGGACAAGACAGAAAACCAGAUCACCAGCCUGGAAACCAUGGUCCAGAGCAUCGAGUUCACCCAGAUUGAGAUGAAGGUGGUCGAAGGGCUGCAGAUCGGAAACGAGUGUCUGAAAAAGAUGCACCAGGUGAUGUCCAUAGAGGAAGUGGAGCGGAUACUGGAGGAGACGCAGGAGGCCGUGGAGUACCAGCGGCAAAUAGACGAGCUCUUGGCGGGAAGCUUCACUCAGGAGGAUGAGGAGGCCAUCUUGGAGGAGCUGAACGCGAUCACUCAGGAGCAGAUAGAGCUCCCAGAGGUUCCUUCAGAGCCCCUUCCCGAAAAGAAACCAGAGAAAGCGCCCCGCGAGGCCAAGCCCAGGCAGGUGGAGCUGGUGGCGGCCUCGUAACUCGGCCUCCUCUCGCGGGACUGGCGGGGACUCCCCAGAGCCUGGGGCCCAUAGAGUUUGGGUGCGUGGCCAGCCCUGACCCGGCUCCCAGGAGGCCGGCGCCAGGCCAGGCCGGUCAGGUGCUGAUGGCGCAGCGUGGCGCCGUGGGCUUGGUACCAGGAGGGCUCUGCGGAGCGCUUCCCUGGCACUGUGGCCUUGCUCUCGUUUCUGGAUUAAAUGGCAACGUUCAGACCCUCCAGCCACACGCAGCUUCUGACGCUGCGGCUCCCACGCGGCCACAGGCAGGCCCAAGGCUCCUGGUGCUGGCCACUCCUGUCCCCAGCCCUGCAAGGCUCCGCGGGCCGCCUUCUCCGCAGCUUGCUGUCUUCUUGGGAGGGCGCGUCGAACCGGCUUCCUCGCCCGCCCCUCCCUCUCUGCUGCUGCUCCCGCCGGCUGGCCGGGGCUUCAGUUAGGGAGCGCCUGCCUUGGCCUGGCUUCCUCACCUGCCCCGUCUCCCCAUCGGUUCACGGCUGGAAACCUCCCCUCUUCUGUGUCGACAUUCGACAGUGUUGGGCUGGCGGGGGUGGAUGCACCCCUGCUGGUCCUUGGCACCAGCGGGAGCUCAACCCUGCUGCAAAGGGACAUUCCUGGGGAGCCAGCGGUCUCCCGGGGGUUCCCGGAGGUGCUGAUGGGCCUGCUCGGGGGUGCGGCCCCCGUCGCCUGGGAGCUUGCUGGGCCCCCAGGGCUCUCCAACGAGGCGGAUGCUGUCGGGGGUGGUCGCGGCUCUCUGGCCGACGGCUCAUCCUGGCAUUAGACAAUCCCGAUGACAUCUCCCUGCCACCUGCAACAGAAAGGGGACCCUCCCAGCCCCCUCCCAGGUCAGCCCCGUAUUAAAGUUGAUGCCUGCA
Molecule: messenger RNA, 2237 nt
Organism: Mustela lutreola (European mink)
Lineage: Eukaryota; Metazoa; Chordata; Mammalia; Carnivora; Mustelidae
Gene: CHMP6
Product: charged multivesicular body protein 6
Exons: 8
Coding region: 694-1350 (218 amino acids)
Biological process (GO): vesicle budding from membrane; late endosome to vacuole transport via multivesicular body sorting pathway
Cellular component (GO): ESCRT III complex; multivesicular body
Source: RefSeq, a predicted model, not a curated record